CCUAACGACAAAGAGCUAGGAAUUUCGCGUAUGUGAUUGGAUAAAGAUAAUAUCAAUCUAUUGCUCAGGGGCGAAUUGGGUUUUCUGUGUCCCAUUUUGACUGUUGAGAGGGAAGUCUGUUUAUGUCCGGGAUUUUGUGAAGUUGUAGAGUUGCUGAUACGGAAUUGUUGUUCCUGGAGCUGAUGAAGAAGCUGGUGGCUUUAGCUGCCGGGGUGUAGGUGACUUGUUCUGAUAUUUUAUACCCUGUAAGGGUUUUGUGCAUGCUUGAUAAUGUCUAUCGAUUUUGAUAGUGGAGCACUGCAGAUUCAGCAAGAGGAUGAAGAGUAUGAUAAAGAGGAUUAUGCCCGGGAGCAAGAGCUGCAACAGUUGUUAACAGAUCUUCCCCAUGACAUGCUUGAUGACAGCCUUUCCUCAUCACCAGAACCAAGCUAUAGUGAUUGCAGCGGCCAUGAAGUUUCAGAACAAAUGCAACAGUGGGAACAUGGAGCAAAUUGGAAUGACGAUGAAUUGCCAAACCAUCAACAGCCCUAUAAAAAUGGGUUUACAGAGAACCAGUAUUGCAUGGAAUUUGUGGAUAAACAAGAUGAGAAUCUUAGAAAUCAAAUGGGUGGUGAUAAGAUGUCCAAUGGAUGGAAUGUGCUGCAUGCUGAUAAUAAAGAUAAUAUGUUUAAUGGCAAAUACCGCUACUCCAAAGAUCAUGCUUACAAUAAUGAAUCAAAUGGGGAAGCCUUUCACAGAGGAGAUCAUUACGAUGUACCUGGUCAUUGUUCUAGCAGUGAGUUGUAUCAUCUCCCAGAUGACUUUCAACCCUAUACAAACAGCCACCAACAGGUUGAAAAUUUUCCAGAUGCUAAACAAGAGCAUUUUCAGGGUUUUGCUGUACAAGAAGAAACAAGUAAACAGUCUACAGAGCCUUAUCAAGUAAAAUACAAUCCUUACCAAAUAAAUACUACACAAAAGGAUGAGAUGAACCAAGAAGUUGGAAGAAGAGAUGGCAAUUUUGAUGACUUGCAGAGAGAGUUCUUAGAUACUGGGGAAAAUUCUGCAGGCAACAUGCAGUUUGUGCAGCUUCAGGUUUUGUACAAAGCAAGAGGAAGGCAGCUUGAAGAGCAAAACAACAACUUAGAAGAGUGUGAAAGGCAAAUAAGAUAUCUUAACCACCAACUUGCAAUAGUUAAAGAUCAAAAAGAUGGCUUGACUAUCAGCCUACAAGAAUCUCAAAAACUACUUCAAAAUUCCAGAGAAAUGGAGAUUCAGUUAAAGGGGCAAUUGACUGCUCUGCAAAAGACAGUUGAGAGUGUAACCACAAAUGAAGAACAUCUCAGAAAAGAAUUGAACGUUGCUAAAGUAGCAAUGGAGAGUAUGCAGCAACAGCUUCUAGACUUGCGACGCUCUGAAUCCAUACAACGAGCUAGAGAGCAACAUGAAACUGUUGUGUCAAUGCUGAAAAAGAAGAAUGAGGAACAAGUGUUGGUAUUACAGCAGAAGCUUGACGAUAUAAAUGCAGCACUUAAUGAAGAAAAAGAAUUGUGUAGACGUUUGGAGGACCGAUUAAAACUAUCUGAAAGAAACCAAGAAGAAAGCAAACUUGAAAAAACAGAUAUAAUUAACAGGCUCAGUAAGAGUCUAGAAGAAAGUCAGAAGCAGUGUGCUAACCUUCUGCAGAGUGGCUCAAUACAAGAAGCCUCUCAUCUAAGGUUGCAGCUACAGCAAGUACAAUCUUCAAAAAUCAUAACUGAUGGCAUGAACAAAGCCUUACAGGAAGAGGUGCGUGAACUGCAGGAGCAAAUUACAAUGUAUGAAUCUGCUGCAAGAUUGGGAGUUUUUGUCAAUGGUGGUGAAGAGCAACAACUCUCCGAUUCAUAUGUGGAAUUGGGAAUUAAAAAGGUUAACUGGCAAAAAUCACAACUUGGCAGGGUUGUGUCACAUAAUGGCGUGAAGAAUGACCUUUCCUCAGAGGAGAUCAUCUUAGAACUUAAAAGUGAGCUUGAACGUUGCUUGAACAGCAAUAAAACAAAAAGAAAGCAGAUUGUUACUCUGCAGGCCGAUCUAAAAGGACACGUGUCAAAAAAUGAAGAAUUAAAGAAGUCAUUGGAAGAGGCAGAAAGGACAGCCAGAGACAAUCAAAUUCGGGCAGAAAACCUAGCAAACAAAGUGGAUAAGUCUCCGUUUCAGUAUUUAUCAAGUGAUGAAUUUAGGGAAGAGCUUCAAAAACUCCAAAGUGAAAAACAGAUACUUCAGCAAGAAAAUGAGAAAUAUUUGCUACACAUUAAAGAGCUUACAGCAAAUGAGGAGAAACUGAAGGUUGCUAACCAAGAACUCUGCAAUGAAAUGAGAGGGAUGAUACAGGACUUUGAUCGAGAUAAAAAGGAAGCUAUUGAAAGAUGUGAGAGGACAUAUGAGCAACAUAAUGAAGAUAUAAAGGUCCAUUUACUAAAAGAGCUGUAUGAAAAGUUUGAAUCUGAAAAGGAACAACUUUCCCAGGAUUAUGAGGAAAAAAUGACUCGGCUACAAACACAGAUGAAUGAAAUGCACAAUGAAAUGACCGCAGUGCAAGAGUGUUACAUAACACUCUGUAAAGAGAAAGAUGCAUUGGAAGAUAACACGAAAGAACACCUUAAAAAACAGCUUCAAAAGAGUGAAGAAGAGUUCAGCGAAAAGUCUGCAAAAGAAACACAAAAGUCUUUGCAGAUGCUUAAAGAUGAAUUGGAAGAAAACCACAAAUCUGCCAUGUUAGAAGCAAAGGCUCAGUGGCAGAGAGAAAAAGAACUGGAGUUCCAGAAGCAAAGUGAGGUUCAGAUUGCACUGUUAAAGGAAAACUGCAGAAAAGAGCAGCUACAGAUCACUGCAAAAGCAAUUCAAGAUGUUGAAAGGGAAUGGGAACAAAAACUAAACCGGGCUUUGCAAGAUGCCAAGACUAAAAGUCUCCAGAAUUUUGAAACUCAGACUACACAGACAGAUAAAAGCUUCCUGGCCAAAUCUGCCUUAAUUGCAGACUGCGUUGAUGAGCUAAAGGAUAAACUGCAGAAUGCUGUGCAAGAUAAGGAAAGAGCUGUACGUCAGGCUCAGCUGGAAUUGGAAGAGCGCCACCGCGAGGAGAUUUCCAAGCAGGUGGAAGUGACUUUAACCAGGGCUUAUGGACGAUGGCUGCAAGAAUUUACCACUUUACCUGAAUACAAAGCCCAGCUGAAACUAGAGCAGGAAAAAUGGGAGAAAAUGAAUGAACUUAAUGUGGAGAGACAGGUGUCUGAUGCUCUUAAUGCAGCAGAAAUAAAAUGGAAAAUGAUGUCUGACAAAGUUGAUUUUACUGUCAGCCAAAAAGAGUUUGAAGAAAAGAUUGCAUCAAUGAAAAGAGAGCUUGAGCUGAAAGAAGAGGAGUUUCAGGCUUUACUGAAGGCUGAAAUAGCAAAGGCUCGAGCACAGUGGAACAAAGAGAAACAUGAUGAAAUCCAGAGGCUGCAGGAAGACAAUGAAAAGGAUUACCGUGUGUUUUUAGAUGAGCAUCGGAAUAAACUCACUGAUGUCCUCUCAACUACCAAAGUAGAAUUUGAAAAACAAAAAAAUGAAUUGAUUGCACAAAAAGAUGGUGAAAUGGCAGAGAGACUAGAUCAGAGCCUGAAACAAUGGGCCUUAGAUGAAUCACGACGUAUGCUUGAUCAUGAAAAUGAGAUUCUAUCAGAAACUGAACAGUGUCUGUGUGAAAUACAUGAUCAGUUGUUAACUAAAUCCAUAGUUAAAGACCCAUUACCAAGCAUGAAAAGUACUUUAAAUGCUUCCUUUCUGGAGAAGUUAAAAGCUUGCUUACAGAGAUCUGUGAAGGGCAUUGUCUGCAAAGUGCUGGCAACUGCAAAACAAGACUGGAAAAAGAAGUAUGACGCUGAAUCAAAUCAUGCGACUGGUAUAACAGGAGGGCAGCUAGAAAGAUCAGAAGAAAGAAAAACAGCAAAGAUUGGUCAUUUUGACAGAGAUUUCACUGAUCUAGGUAAAAAUGAAAAACAGUCUUGCUGUGAUCAUUGGAUCCAACAACUUGACAAAUCAAAAAAGGAUUGUCACGAGUUCAAAAGCAAGCUGGAAAAAGCAUGCAGACAUCUUCAACAACUUGUAAAGGACCAAAAACUCAAAGCUGAAAAAUAUAGAGAAAACACUAUACUUACAGAGGAACUGAGAAAGCAAAAUACGGAGUUACAGAAAAAACUUGAACUGACCGUUGCACAGUCUCCUGCAUGCUUGGAACCAGUAGAGGGUGUCAGUAAUGGUUGCGUGAAGUGUAAUGGCAAUGCUUUAGAAGAAAUACGUGCUCAGUACAUCAAAGCUGUGGACAAAAUCAAAAAUGAUAUGCUGCGUUACAUACAUGAAAGCAAAGGUAGAGCUGCUGAAAUGCUGAAAUCUGAAGUUUUAAGAGAACGACAAGAAACUGCUCGUAAGAUGCGGAAGUACUACUUGACAUGCCUGCAGCAACUGUUAGAAGAUAAUGGGAAGAAUGAAGGAGCUGAGAAAAAAAUCAUUAAUGCUGCAAGUAAACUUGCAACUAUGGCCAAGGUGUUGGAAACUCCUGUUUCUCAAAAGUACCAGAGCAAAAGCCUACAAUCAGAUACGCUACAGGAUGAAAAUAAGUUGGCUAAAUCUAAACAAGUCCAGAGAACCUUACAAAAGUCAGCCCAAAGCCAUCAGAAUAUUGACCAGCAUACUAUAGAGGAGCUCAUCAAAAGGCAUGUUAGGGAAAAGUCUGAUGGGAACCAAAUAACAGCUACAAAUGAGAAUUCUUCUUUUCCAACACUUAGAAAAGACUUUUUAGAUAAUGCAAAUUCCCACUUUAACACCACAGUGCCAUUGCAAAAAGUAAAAGCAUUUAGCUGUACUGAUUCAGUUGCUGAGUGUGUCCUUGUUAAACAUUCGGAGCAAAAUGAACAACCCACUUUGAAAGGUGCUAGAUUAUAUCCCAACCCUGAACAGCCAAAUAAGAAAUCAGGCCUGCAAAGGUUUGAUCUGCAAGAAACCCCUGUGCGGGAUGAAAAUGGAAGCAAUGACUGGAGCUGUAUUAGCAGCAAAAGCCUCUUUCAGUCACACUCUGCAAAGGGUCCUUUGGCACAACUGAAAAUGGAGCCACAGAUUUGUGAUGGUCAGGAGAAUUCUUCAGCUGCAGCUUCAUGUGCUCUUGCUGAGGAAAGCCAUGACACAUUUAGCAGUGAUGGUAGAAGUCAGCAUUAUUUCGCUCAUAUUGCAAAGAGAAAAGAUGUCAAUCCAGGCAGAAAGUGUUCUAAUAAGAUCCAAGAACAUUCUUCUUCAGCUGCAGGAGUUCAUCCAGAAUCCAAAAUAUAUUCAGAUGUAGGCCAAGGCAGCAAGCUUACAUCAAGAAAAUUGUUAAUUGAUUUUACAUUAUCUCCUCAGCAAGACAGUGGUUUUGACAGCCCAUUCCUUAACUUAAAUAGUUUCAACUGAAAUUGCACAUGCUAUAAACAAUAUACUUUUAUAUGGGAACUCCUAAAGAUUUAUGGAGACGUUGUUUCCUUGUAUGUUAUCUACACUGUGUGUAUACAGACUGGAGGUUUUUAUGUGUUCUCUGCAAACAAGUUGUGUGUGUGUGUGUGUUUUGUUUCUUUUGUGUGCAAAGAUCUAUUUUUUUAUACUUUGUGUUUGUGUUUUAUUGCAUUAUUUAUAAUAAAGCUAAUUUUCAUU
Molecule: messenger RNA, 5676 nt
Organism: Xenopus tropicalis (tropical clawed frog)
Lineage: Eukaryota; Metazoa; Chordata; Amphibia; Anura; Pipidae
Gene: cep152
Product: centrosomal protein 152kDa
Exons: 28
Coding region: 271-5439 (1722 amino acids)
Source: RefSeq, a predicted model, not a curated record